Molecule: messenger RNA, 2001 nt
Organism: Siniperca chuatsi (mandarin fish)
Lineage: Eukaryota; Metazoa; Chordata; Actinopteri; Centrarchiformes; Sinipercidae
Product: platelet-derived growth factor subunit A-like
Exons: 6
Coding region: 761-1360 (199 amino acids)
Biological process (GO): positive regulation of cell population proliferation; positive regulation of phosphatidylinositol 3-kinase/protein kinase B signal transduction; positive regulation of MAP kinase activity
Cellular component (GO): membrane
Molecular function (GO): platelet-derived growth factor receptor binding; growth factor activity
Source: RefSeq, a predicted model, not a curated record
GCAUCCCGACUUCAUUCACCCCGGAGAUCACAGGACCGCCAACAACUGACAUCAAACUCCUCUGGGCUGAGUGUUUCUCUUUUUUCGGUCAUUGGUGCCAUUUGCCUUUUCGUCCUCGUAUUCUGGACAGAACUGGUUAUUUCUGGACGUUUCAAUUUAAAGAUUUAAUCAAUUUCAAUGAUUUGCCCACAUAAAGUGCCAAGAUGCUCAAUGGCUGUAUGUGUAUGUAUGUAAAUGUGGGAUUUUGAACGGAUUGUACUGAGGACAAAAUGAUGGAUAUUGUUGGAUGUGUGAAUGUAAUAUUUCCAUUGGACCGCUGUUCUUUUGAUGCCAAAACGAAGAGCUGCUGGAGAUCAACUUGACCUCAAUUAGGUUUGAUAGUUUCAUGAGCUUUGGUGCUUUAAACUACUGGACAAUAGGCUGCGCAACUAUGAGCUUUUUCUUUGCAGCUCGGACUUAAACAGGCUUUACGCUCACUUUCAUAUUAUUUUGGAAACCAACUCAUCUCUCGCCUACAGUGACUUGCACUAAAUGCAGGAGCAGAACAAGCUUGGCUCCUCUCUCUAACCGCAUCUCAUUCAGGAGUUUAAACAUCAUCUGAAGUCGUAGACGCUCCUGACUCGCUCUUUCAUUGAGGUCGUGGUGGUGGCCAGUUCUCCCGAGGGAUGUUUCUGGGCUCCCGAGAACAGGGAGCGACAGCCCGGCUCCUGCAGUGGACCUUCGCCUCGUCCUGGUGCCUAUGCAGCGGAUCUGAGAGGAGAUGAGAGCUGCGGUAUACCACCUCCUCGCCGGCUGCCUCUGCCUGUUACGCACCGCUGCUGAGGAGUCUCCUCUCCCCCGGGAGCUGCUGGAGCGUCUCUCCCGCAGCGAGAUCCGCAGCAUCAGCGACCUCCAGCGGCUGCUAGAGAUAGACUCCGUAGAAAAUGAGGUGAUUGAGGAGACCAAACACAGCUACCACAAGGACUUCUCUCACAGCUUCCCCGACAUGAAGAGAGAACACACACACACCAGACACAGGAGGAGCACUGUAGUGGAAGAGGCCUUGCCGGCAGUGUGUAAGGUGCGGACAACGAUCUAUGAGAUCCCCAGGAGCCAGGUGGAUCCCACCUCAGCCAACUUCAUCAUCUGGCCGCCCUGCGUUGAGGUGAAACGCUGCACCGGCUGCUGCAACACCAGCAACAUGAGAUGCCAGGCGGCCCGCAAGCACCACCGCACGGUCAAGGUGGCGAAAGUAGAGUAUGUGCGGCGGCGGCCCAAGCUGAGGGAGGUGCAGGUGAGGCUGGAGGAUCACCUGGAGUGCAUGUGCACCAACAAACGCCACAUUAGCCCAAACUCAAACACAGACAAUGGCAUCAGGUGAAGAGAGAUGAACAGAUGGAGGAGCGGAGGACAGGAAGAGGAGGACGACCUGAAUCAGAAAACAAGGAUGAGCACCUUCAGCCUCUAACAUCUCCACCACACCACCUCCCAUCAAGUGACUGUGAAAAGUUUGAUAGAGAUUAUUUUGGCCAGCUUGGAUAACUGACUCACAUGGACCUCAACUGUACAUUGAAAGGUUUGUAAAACGAAGUUUCAGACACAGACAUGAACCGAACAGGCUGAUGGUUUCCUCGCUGUGAUUCCUCGAUGGAGAAAAGAAGCGAUUAGAUGAUGAAAAUGCAGAACACUGGCAGAAGUGAAGUGGAUUCUGGGAUAUCAAAGGACUUACUGUCUGCAUCUUGUUCUUUCUCUAGAGUGUAAACCGCUCAGCAACUCGGAUUAUAAACUGGGUUGAAUCCUUUCUAGAAACAGUGACUGGGAUUAGGUUUUUGUACUCCCAAGAUUUAUUCUUCCUCAGCAAAACACUCACACACAUGCACGUAUAUGCUCUUAUUUUUAUAACCUCCCAUUUGCUAUCACUGUCUGUUUCUACUUCUGGUAUGUUAUUCGCAUAAAGAAUGGAGGGGAAAAAAUCCUCCUGACAUGUUACUGAUACUAAUAAACUAUUUAUAUGAAAACAAA